AAAGUUACUGAUAGAUCAAUCACUUGUACUCCCAAGUGUCUCUAAUGCCUCUUUAGCAAUUUUCUUCAGCAUUUACUUCAUGAUCGUCCAUAAUUAUUGACACAUUGCCUAUGAAGAUUGGAGACAAGAUCAUAAACGAUUGUGGGAUGGGCAUGAAAUCUCUAGCAUAGCAUCCCACGCGGAAACGUCCUUCUAUGUUCUAAGUAUGGUCCUAACCCUUACGGCCCUACCUCUAGGUGCAGUUCAAUGGACCAACCGGCUCCAUGCGUGUGCAUUGGCAGCCCACAUGCGCUUUCGGACUAACGCAGUGCCAAACCACCACACUCCCGCUUAUCUUCAACCAAAUGCUGCCACGACACCGGUCCACAUUCAGAGUUGGGCGAUCCUUAUAAUCGAUCAUAUCCGCAUCUACAUUUCCACCACAUGUUGUUAGGAGUAAUAUAGAAGAUAAACUCUAUCAGAUUCACAUUCCUUCGCAAGAAGAAAAGAUCCACAGAUAUUUUUAGAAAAUCAAGAUUCACAGAUAUUCCCCAAGCUGACCUGCAUAUCUCCCAUGAUCCAGCUUCAGUAAUUCGGGUCGGGGAGGGGAGGGGGCCGUGUACCCCGCCGCGCUUUUCGCUCUCGAGAAAAAGUUACGGGAUCCGCGUCCAAAAGCAACGGACAAAAUCGCGAUGGCAACGGCACCAAAGAUUCACGCACUGGUACGCGGGGGUUCACCGGCAUGGCGAUGUCUGUCUCACUCUCGUCUCGUCUCCGCUCCUUCUCCACCCGCUCGCCACGAACCAGCUGACAGUCAAAACCGAUUGAGAAAGGAGCAACCUACCCACUGGCUACGUCCCCGCGGGACCCACACACCCACAGCCCGCUACGUGCUCGCUCGCUCCGGUCGUGUGCCGCCGUAUAGCUCCGCGGUUCUUGGCUGAACCCCAUUAAUUUGAGCCUGUCUCUAGCCUCUUCCCGUGGAAGCGGCGCGAAUCUUGGCUGAGGGCGAGCCUCUGCGCGGUGCCGGGGCAAUGGCGGUGCAGCACUCCCUCCAGGUGAUCGACGGCCGCUGCGACGACGACGGGAGCCCGCCCCGGACCGGGACCGCGUGGACGUGCGCGGCGCACAUCAUCACGGCGGUGAUCGGGUCCGGGGUGCUGUCGCUGGCCUGGGGCGUGGCGCAGCUGGGGUGGGUGGCCGGGCCGGCGUGCAUGCUGUGCUUCGCGCUCGUCACCUACGUCUCCGCCUCCCUCCUCUCCGACUGCUACCGCUGCCACGACGCCGAGAAGGGGCCCAGGAACCGCUCUUACAUGGACGCCGUCCGCGUCUACCUCGGCAAGAAGCAGACCUGGGCUUGCGGCUCGCUGCAGUACCUGAGCCUGUACGGCUGCGGCGUCGCGUACACCAUCACCACCGCCACUAGCAUCAGGGCGAUUCUGAAGGCCAACUGCUACCACGCGCACGGGCACGACGCGCCCUGCAGCUUCGACGGCAGCUACUACAUGCUAAUGUUCGGCGGGGUACAGCUCCUUCUCUCCUCCAUACCGGACUUCCACGACAUGGCGUGGCUCUCCGUCGUCGCCGCGGUCAUGUCUUUCUCCUACGCCUUCAUCGGCCUCGGCCUUGGCCUCGCCAACACCAUCUCUAACGGCGUCAUCAAAGGGAGCAUAACGGGUGUCCCAAUGAAAACCCCUGUCGCCAAGGUAUGGCGCGUCUCACAGGCCAUCGGCGACAUUGCGUUCGCGUACCCGUACUCCUUGAUCCUCCUAGAAAUUCAGGACACCCUCAAGUCGCCACCGGCCGAGAACAAGACGAUGAAGAAGGCGUCCAUCAUCUCCAUCCUGGUCACCACCUUCUUCUACCUCUGCUGCGGCUGCUUCGGGUACGCCGCCUUCGGGAACGACGCGCCGGGGAACCUCCUCACCGGCUUCGGCUUCUACGAGCCCUACUGGCUCAUCGACUUCGCCAACGCCUGCAUCAUCCUCCACCUGCUCGGCGGCUACCAGGUGUACAGCCAGCCGAUCUACCAGUUCGCGGACAGGCACUUCGCGGAGCGGUACCCGGGGAGCGGGUUCGUGAACGACUUCCACACGGUGAAGGUGCCGCUGCUGCCGCCCUACAGGGUAAACCUCCUGCGGGUGUGCUUCCGGACGGCGUACGUGGCGAGCACGACGGCCGUGGCCAUCUUCUUCCCCUACUUCAACGAGAUCCUGGCGCUGCUGGGCGCGCUCAACUUCUGGCCGCUGGCCAUCUACUUCCCCGUGGAGAUGUACUUCAUCCAGCGGAAGGUGCCCCGCUGGUCCACCAGGUGGCUCCUCCUCCAGGGCUUCAGCACCGUCUGCCUGCUCAUCAGCGCCUUCGCGCUCGUCGGCUCCAUCCAGGGGGUCAUCAGCCAGAAGCUAGGCUAGUAUAGCAUAUAUGAUGUGCUCAUGAUAGAGAGAUUAUCCUUCGGGUUGGAACUUGAUUGCUGCUUUCUACUACUGUAAUGGUGAUGGAGAAUGUCACUACUGGGGAGCAUUAGGUUUCUCCCUCCGUGGCGAUGAACAACCAAGUACGUACAAGCCUGUUGUAUCUGCAGGACCGCAGCGCAGUGGCACGCCGUUUUCAGUGCCUUCCUUUCUGGCUUGUUCAUUGGACUGAAACCUGUACACAUGUUAGAUUUUCAGGUUACUUGAGUUGAGGUUACUUUCUGGCAA
Messenger RNA from Triticum aestivum (bread wheat), 2678 nucleotides. Its product is annotated as probable amino acid permease 7. The record is from RefSeq and is a predicted model, not a curated record. The transcript has 7 exons. Bases 1014 to 2390 code for a protein of 458 amino acids. NCBI's taxonomy places the organism in Eukaryota, Viridiplantae, Streptophyta, Magnoliopsida, Poales, Poaceae.